Anisakis simplex (herring worm) is the source of this 336-nucleotide messenger RNA. The record is from the annotation of a GenBank genome assembly. NCBI's taxonomy places the organism in Eukaryota, Metazoa, Nematoda, Chromadorea, Rhabditida, Anisakidae.
GCUCUUCAAGUGAAACACGCCGAACUGUUCAGUUCAGUGGCCGAGCCCACAACGUCUUCAUCGUCCUCAACGCAUGCUCACACGUCGUUGAAGCGUUACGAUUGGAAUUUUGGUUGCGUUCGAUUGGUCGAAGAUCGCUCGACAAUUCUUGAGCUAAUGUCUCUGGCCGGUUUCGUGGUUUGUGCCACCAACAAUGACAUCGUACCAAAUCUAUUGGACAUAUCACUGAACGUCAAACAUCCACUGUCCACCUCGUUGCUUUUUCCUCAAUACAAGUAUUCCUCACUGAUGAAAAUUACGCUGCAGUUGGCGACGAAUCAGUACAAAACCAAUUGA